UCUGUGGCUCUUCUCGAGUCGACGAGCGAGCAAUCGACCGAAAGCAAAGCAAAGGCUGUUCGAAAUUGAGCUUCUCAUCGGAACGGGACGAGCUCUGCAUUGCGCUACCACGCUUCGUCCGACCGAUGGCAGCGAUGGCUUGUGGCAGCUCAAUGGUGCUCGGGAGCAUCCCUUGCAGUGCAGUGGCCACUCCCUCUGCUUCUGGAGCUGGACGUACUGAAAAUGCUGCAAUUACCAGAAGUGGCUUCCUCGGAAGUGCGUCUGUGGGGUUCUACAAGACAGCAGCUGCUCAGCUGUUGCCACAGACCAGGAAGAGCUCGCAGAAUGUGGAUUACCAUCGAGGGCAGGUGGUCAUGACCUCGGAAUUCGAGAAGACGAACCCUUUCGCAGAUGAGUUGAGAAGAACAGCUGCAUUCAUUUCAGCGCCCGGGAAAGGAAUUCUGGCCUCGGACGAGAGUAAUGCCACCACUGGCAAGCGAUUGGCCACCGUGGGUCUCGACAACACAGAAGCCAACAGGCAAGCAUGGCGUGAACUUCUGUACUCCGCCCCGGGCCUCGGCGAUUACAUCAGUGGCACUAUCAUGUUCGAAGAGACCUUGUUCCAGUCUUCCAGAGCCGGUGUCCCGUUUGUUGACAUCCUCAAGCAGCAGGGUAUUCUGCCUGGAAUCAAAGUCGACACAGGGCUCCAGCCUAUCGAUGGAACCGAUGGAGAAACCGCCACCCAAGGUCUCGACGGUUUGGCUGAGCGCUGCAGAAGAUACUACCAACAGGGUGCUCGAUUCGCCAAGUGGCGAGCUGUAAUUAAGGUGGAUUCUGAGAAACACCCUUCCUCCACAGCUAUCAUGGAAAAUGCCCAUGGUCUUGCUCGCUACGCGCAGAUCUGUCAGGCUAAUGGGCUCGUCCCAAUUGUCGAGCCGGAAGUAACAUUGGGCGAUGGUGAUUACAGCAUCGAGCGAACCGCUUACAUCUCUGAGAAGGUCAACUCUCAUGUCUUCCGCUUCCUGAACGAGUACAAUGUUAUCCUUGAGGGCAUCCUCCUGAAGCCCAACAUGAUUCUUCCUGGUCUGGAUGUGCCUACCCCUGCCCCUGAAGAGGUGGCGAAAUACACCGUGCGCACCAUGCUGCGUUCCAUCCCUGCUGCCGUCCCAGGUAUCCAUUUCCUGUCCGGUGGAAUGAGUGAAGAAGAGGCCACCUUGAACUUGAACGCCUUGCAGGCAUAUGGCCCAACCCCCUGGUCACUGACAUUCUCUUACGGCCGCGCCCUUCAGUCCAGCACUUUGAAGAUCUGGUCCGGAAAGGAGGAGAACUGGGAUGCCGCGCAGCAGAGACUCGUGGCACUAGCCAAAGCCAACUCUGAAGCCCAGCUCGGCAAGUACACUGGACCUCAUCCAUCUCCAGGCGGAACUCGCAUCCUCCAACAACUGCGACUCGGUGGAGCUGGAAAGUAGAGUUCUUACUAAUGCGGGCUACUCGAUUGUACAGUAGUAGUGAUGCUGACAAUAGCAAAGGAGAACAGCAAGCCUCUUAGAGUUUUGUGUAAAAUAACGACGGCCCAGUUCCGGCCUCUUGUUCUUCAUCCGAUUGCCUGCUGCACGAGGUGGCAUUGCCAGGGGAGAUAGUUGAGAGCAGUAUCAUAGCAAUAUAUUCUUUGAAUCUGCACCAUCAACAAGUGCAAGUUGAUCAUUUUACGCCUGUCGGUGAAAGACAGGUUGUAGCUUACUACAAAUAUUGUUCCUGCCGCACCACAUAUUCAAAAGCGGUGGCGUCUGUGAUUUUUUCACAAAUUUGAUGACAUUACGACUAUGAAUUUCCGUACAGUAAAUUCCUUCUU
Messenger RNA from Marchantia polymorpha subsp. ruderalis, 1831 nucleotides. Lineage: Eukaryota; Viridiplantae; Streptophyta; Marchantiopsida; Marchantiales; Marchantiaceae. The record is from the annotation of a GenBank genome assembly.